AUGCAUUAUCAGGCUGAAUGUUAUGAGCCUUUCUCUACAACCACACCUCGUCUACCGCUAUAUAGUGGGGGGUCAGCGCGAACGCUAUUCCCCCAAACGCAAAAAUUAUGCUGUUGGCUGACCCCAACUCGGGAUAGCCACACAGGUCAGCCUGAACCGAAAGUGCAAUGGCCAAGCCUCACUGUGAAGCCCCCGCCUUCUUGA
Cercopithifilaria johnstoni is the source of this 204-nucleotide messenger RNA. NCBI's taxonomy places the organism in Eukaryota, Metazoa, Nematoda, Chromadorea, Rhabditida, Onchocercidae. The record is from the annotation of a GenBank genome assembly.